Messenger RNA from Hevea brasiliensis (rubber tree), 2569 nucleotides. RefSeq names its product dihydroorotate dehydrogenase (quinone), mitochondrial. The transcript has 13 exons. The coding region runs from base 625 to 1992 and encodes 455 amino acids. Gene Ontology annotation, biological process: pyrimidine ribonucleotide biosynthetic process; 'de novo' pyrimidine nucleobase biosynthetic process. The record is from RefSeq and is a predicted model, not a curated record. NCBI's taxonomy places the organism in Eukaryota, Viridiplantae, Streptophyta, Magnoliopsida, Malpighiales, Euphorbiaceae. Gene Ontology annotation, cellular component: cytoplasm; mitochondrial inner membrane. Gene Ontology annotation, molecular function: dihydroorotate dehydrogenase activity.
AAGGCUCUAACCAUCCAAAACUACGUCGUUUGCUUGAUCACAUUGGUUUUGAUUUGGUGCUUUACUUCAAAUCUCGUAUCAAGUGGAUACGAGGAAGUACGAAGACACUGCGUCAGAACACCUAUUAGCCACCGCCGCCGUUCUCCUUCAUCAUCAUUCACUGUCGCCCUCGCUUUCUUCUCCACUUCGAAGCCAUUGACGUCGAUCGGCCAUCAUCGAGGCAGACUGCUGUGACUGAACUGGAGGAGGAAAGCAAUUCUAAUUAGCUGCCCACCUUUCUCUCUUUGUCCAAGUCGCUUCGACUAAUACUUCUUGGUCAGGUCAAGCUAGAUCAGCCCAACUGAAAAGUUGUGAUAGACCUGGAAAAUGGCAGACAUAUGGAUUUGGCUGUGAUCCAUUUUAUGGUAAUCUCACUCACAACGAUAAGACAAGGGCAUUCCCUCGCAAAGAACAAAGGGUGCAACUAAUAGGGGUUCCUGGGAUUCUGGGACACCAACAGCAGCUCCUCUGUUCCUCUCUCCUUCUAGCAAAAGCUUCUCCUGUCCUUUCUUUCAAGUUUUGACUGAGAAAAAAAGCACAAAGCCUUUGUCUGACACAUUUUACUAGAUUGGGUUGUUCUUGAUUAUGGCUGUAAGGGCUACAAGGCGAUUAUUGAGAGAUGUUUUGUACAAAAGGUUAAUUUCAAGUCCUGUUGGAGGUGUUAGACACUGUUCUUCUGUUGCAGAAGCUCCUCCUAAAAUCCCUCACUUCUCCAGAAAAGGAAGGCUUUUGACGGGACUCACCAUAGGAUUCGUCAUUGCUGGAGGAGCUUACGUAAGUACUGUGGAUGAAGCAACUUUCUGUGGUUGGCUAUUCAAUGCAACAAAACUAGUGAAUCCAUUUUUUGCCCUCCUAGAUGCUGAGGUUGCUCAUAGAUUCGCUGUAUCAGCUGCUGCUCGUGGUUGGGUUCCGAGGGAGAAGAGGUCUGACCCAUCUAUUUUAGAAUUGGAUGUAUGGGGAAGGAAGUUCUCCAACCCUAUAGGUCUUGCUGCUGGCUUUGAUAAAAAUGCUGAGGCUAUUGAAGGCUUGCUUGGAUUAGGUUUUGGCUUUGUAGAGGUUGGCUCUGUUACCCCUGUUCCACAAGAGGGUAAUCCAAAACCACGGAUUUUCAGAUUGCGUAAGGAAGGUGCGAUUAUCAAUCGCUGUGGAUUUAAUAGUGAAGGCAUUGUUGUUGUUGCAAAGAGAUUGGGUGCACAGCAUGGAAAGAGAAUGUUGGAUGAAACUUCAAGCACUUCAUCUUCCCCAAGUGAUGGCAUGAAACAUGGAGGCAAAGCUGGACCUGGCAUUCUUGGGGUUAAUCUUGGAAAGAACAAGACCAGUGAAGAUGCUGCCGCAGAUUAUGUACAAGGGGUUCAUACGUUGUCCCAGUAUGCUGAUUACUUGGUUAUUAAUGUUUCAUCGCCCAAUACUCCUGGAUUGCGUAUGCUCCAGGGAAGAAAACAAUUAAAGGACCUUGUGAAGAAGGUUCAAGCUGCUCGUGAUGAAAUGCAAUGGGGCGAGGAAGGCCCACCUCCUUUGCUUGUGAAGAUUGCACCUGACUUGUCCAAGGAAGACCUUGAAGACAUUGCAGCAGUUGCUCUUGCACUCCGUUUGGAUGGACUGAUUAUAUCAAAUACAACCAUAUCAAGGCCAGACUCAGUAAGGAACUACCCAGUGACUGAGGAAGCAGGUGGUUUAAGUGGCAAGCCUCUAUUCGAUCUAUCUACCGAUGUGUUAAAAGAGAUGUAUAUUUUGACAAGGGGAAAGAUUCCUUUAAUAGGUUGUGGGGGUAUUAGCAGUGGUGAGGAUGCAUACAAGAAAAUACGAGGUGGAGCUACUCUUGUUCAGCUUUAUACAGCAUUUGCCUAUGGUGGACCUGCACUAAUUCCUCAGUUAAAGGCUGAACUGGCUGAAUGUUUACGGAGGGAUGGUUUCAAGUCUAUCCUUGAAGCAGUUGGUGCAGAUUAUAGAUAAAUACCAUCUGUGUCUCCAUGUCUUAAUAAGAAUGAUUGGGAAAACAGCUUAUACAACAUAGGGUGCACACCACACAAAAGGUCUUGCAGCUGUCUUUAUUUCAUUUAUGGAGCAAUAAAUUACCUGGUGGCUAAAGAUUUGUUUGGGCUUGGCCCCUCAAGAUCUCUGUUUCUAUUUAUGUUUCCGUGUUUAGGCUGGAGGAGAGAUGUUGACUUCGUCAAAUAGGAGAGCCAUUUUUGGAAGUGAUUGAAUGGGAAAUAAUGGUAAAAGUAGGUUCAUUUUCCAGAGAUCAGGAUAAUUGCAGAAGGCAUGAUUUGAUAUCAGUGGAAUAUCCACUGGUGUACUGACGAGAAUAAUUGUACAGGGCAUGCUUUGAUAAAAAAAAAAAAUGCAUUGAAAGGAGUAAUUGUUAUGGUUUUGAAUUUUUUUCCCCUCAUGUGAAGACUAGAGUUUUGAACAGGCUGACCAAGGGUUCAUGCAUUGUUAUUAGCAGGGUUUAGGUCAUAAGGAGUUAUGUUUAAAAAAAUAGAAUAUUAUGAUAAUUUAUGUUAUUCUUAUAACUUCUAUGUUUUACAAA